Molecule: messenger RNA, 565 nt
Organism: Helianthus annuus (common sunflower)
Lineage: Eukaryota; Viridiplantae; Streptophyta; Magnoliopsida; Asterales; Asteraceae
Exons: 3
Coding region: 30-446 (138 amino acids)
Cellular component (GO): chloroplast envelope
Source: RefSeq, a predicted model, not a curated record
ACAGUGAUAGGAUUAGACUAGGGUUUGCAAUGGGGAAGACGAAGAAGGAACUGUUAGCAUCGGCGCCAUGGCGAACCGGCGGAGACGAUCAACGCGACAAAUUCAAAGACGCCAAGCUCAAAGUCACCGCUCAGCCAGGCACCACCCCUCAUAUGCACCUUCCCGCCAAGAGGAAGCCGAAAGACCCUGCCGCUGAAGAUGAUGAUUCUCUCACUAUUGAUCCUGAACUCCGCUACAGCUUCCAGCGCAACUUUCAGUUCCUGCAGCGGGUGUUCAGCAUUGAUACCAUCGUGAAACCACUACCUUAUUCAAUGCAAUACAAUGUGUCUCGCAACCUAAGCUUUUUCACUCGCAUCUUCACACAAUUUUAUGAUCCUCAAGGUAUUGCAAAUGCUCAGAAGGCUCUCGGAUUAGGACAAGAAGACAAAGUCCGUACCGUUCGCUGAUUAAGACGAGUGGUUUGUUUUUGGUCGUUUUUGUACUGAAAUGAAUGAUGUAUGAUCAUACUACAGUUUCACAUCUUGUUAUUACAGUAAAUGUCAAGUUCAUUAUGUUUUGAUCAUUA